AUGGUCGCCUUGCUGGGUUACGUACUGUGGAAGGUUGUGAAGAUCCUUGUCAUAUCCCCUCUUCGGUCCACCCUACGAGAUCUGCCGGGACCCCCCAGUCCUAGUCUGGUCUUCGGUAAUCUCGCUGAUAUUCAGAAGGCCAACGACCCAGCGUUGCACGAGUCUUGGGUGGAGGCAUACGGUCCGACGCUCACCUACAAAGGCUGGCUCAACUCGUAUAAGCUGUAUACUCAUGAUACUAGAGCACUGGCACAUAUACUCAGCCACUCGAAUGACUACGCUAAGCCUGAAUUGGAUGCUUUCUUUCUCAACAAGAUCAUUGGUCGAGGUCUGAUCGUCGUGGAGGGCGAGCAGCACCGCCAACAGCGUCGUGUUCUCAAUCCAGCUUUCGGGCACGCUCAAAUCCGGGAGCUCACAGGGAUCUUCGUCGAGAAGGCGCAGCAGCUACGGGACUUCUGGAGCGACCAAAUUGCAGUUACCGGUGCUCUAACUAGGAUUGAUGUUACUGCUGGUCUAAGCAAGAUGACUCUAGACGCGAUCGGACUCGCCGGUUUCAACUAUGACUUGAAUGCUUUGGACGGCAGGCCGAACGAGCUGAAUGAGGCAUUCACCGCCAUGUUCCAGGUCGUUACAAAUACGACGGCGGCUUUUACCUUCGUUCUCAAAUACACAUUUCCUAUCUUAGAUCUAAUUCCGGACAACUAUGCAAGAGGGACAAAUGCAGGGCAAGCCGUCGCACGACGGGUGGGCAUGAAGCUUAUUGAGGACAAGAAAGCGGAGAUCAUGCAGGCUUCAUCUGAUGGGAAGGGGGCUGGUGACACCUUAGGCAAUCGUGACCUUCUCACUCUGCUCAUCAAGGCCAACAUGAGUACAGACAUCCCGGAAAACCAACGCCUGUCUGACGAAGAUGUCCUUGCACAGGUGCCGACAUUCCUCAUUGCAGGACACGAGACGACGAGUUAUGGGACAGGCUGGAGUCUGUUCGCUCUCGCUCAAGUGCCUCAUGUCCAGUGCAAGCUUCGCGAAGAGCUUCUCGGUGUGCUGACGGACACGCCUUCGAUGGAUGAGCUGAACGCCCUCCCCUAUCUGGACGCGGUGGUGCGCGAAACAAUGCGGCUAUAUGCACCCGUCCCUGUUACUGCGAGGGAAGCAUGCAGAGAUGAUGUGAUCCCUCUCAAUGCGCCGUACACCGACCGGCAUGGCCAGGUGCAUGAUCACAUCGAGAUUCAGAAGGGCACUGCGAUCCUGAUUCCUAUCCUGGCUCUGAAUAGAUCCAAGACACUGUGGGGAGAGGAUGCUUUCGAGUUCAAACCGGAGCGCUGGGAGAAGCUGCCCGAAGCGGUUCAGAGCAUCCCCGGUGUAUGGGGUAACUUAAUGACCUUUGCGGGCGGGCCACGUGCAUGCAUCGGAUAUCGUUUCUCGCUCGUCGAGAUGAAGGCGUUACUCUUCGUCCUUGUGAGGGCGUUCGAGAUCGAGCUCGCGCUUCCCGCGAACGAUAUCAUCAAGAAGGUUGCCAUUGUCCAGCGCCCAUACAUCCGGGAUCAGCUUGAAGCGGGGAGCCAGUUGCCUCUGCUCUUCAAACCGUAUCAGGCUGCGUGA
Molecule: messenger RNA, 1599 nt
Organism: Rhodofomes roseus
Lineage: Eukaryota; Fungi; Basidiomycota; Agaricomycetes; Polyporales; Fomitopsidaceae
Product: cytochrome P450
Exons: 14
Coding region: 1-1599 (532 amino acids)
Molecular function (GO): oxidoreductase activity, acting on paired donors, with incorporation or reduction of molecular oxygen; iron ion binding; monooxygenase activity
Source: RefSeq, a predicted model, not a curated record